UGGUGCACGCUGCUCAGGCUCCUUGCUGGCGCUGCUGCCUACAUUCCUACCGUCUCCGCCGCGCCGUGUGCCCAGGCAUCGAGACUUGGCUAGCAGCAUUGGUCAAACUGCUGCUAUAGCUGCUUCCGAUGGCUGGCAGCAGAGGAAGAGGGCGCGCUGCCUAUUCCUUUAAUAUUGAAGCUGUUGGGUUCAGCAAAGGGGAUAAGUUACCUGACGUCGUGUUGAAGCCUCCCCCGCUGUUUCCUGAUACAGAUUAUAAGCCAGUGCCCCUGAAAACGGGAGAAGAUGAGGAUUACAUGCUGGCCUUGAAGCAGGAGCUGAGGGAAACAGUGAAACGAUUGCCUUACUUUAUUGAAACACCCGAAGAAAAACAAGAUGAUAUUGAAAGGUACAGCAAACGAUACAUGAAAGUCUAUAAAGAAGAGUGGGUACCAGAUUGGAGAAGAUUUCCAAGAGAGAUGAUGCCAAGGAAAAAAUGCAAAAAAGGGGAUCCAAAAUCCAAAGCGGCCAAAGCAGCAGGGAAGGGCACUUCACUCAUUAGUUCUGCAGAUGUGUUGAAAAAGAUUGAGGAACUGGAAAAGAGAGGCGAGGGUGAAAGAUCGGAUGAAGAAAACGAAGAAAAAGAAGGAAGCAAAGAGAAAGAUGAGGAGGAGGACGGCGAGGAGGACGAGGAGCAGGAGGAGUAUGAUGAAGAGGAGCAGGAGGAGGAGAAUGACUACAUUAAUUCGUACUUCGACAACGGGGAUGAUUUUGGUAUAGACAGCGACGACGACAUGGAUGAGGCCACCUACUACUAGCCACGGGAGCCCCAGAUGUUUGGCGGAUUCAGCUUCAAGCAUUUGAAUCGACUUUAUUUUGGAUAAGGAUUAAGUCCGUGUAUUUUCUGUUGUUCAGUGUUCCAUCUGACAAAUUUGUAUCCAAUUCUUCAGAACGACUUUGUGUUUACACCCCAUGACCUUCCUCCAUUACCUCUGCCACACCCCCGAUUAUGCAGUGCAGUUGUGGGGUUCUCUGGGUUUUGUUUGAUCUGGAUUUGAAUGUUUCUGAAGAGUUUUAGUAUCACUCUGGCUCACCUGCUGACCUUUGGUAAAAACUGUUACUCGUCAUAGCAGAUUUCUCUUAAUACUGCACGUGGGGCACUUUAAAAACAAACUGGAUAAUGA
Molecule: messenger RNA, 1163 nt
Organism: Arvicanthis niloticus (Nile rat)
Lineage: Eukaryota; Metazoa; Chordata; Mammalia; Rodentia; Muridae
Source: RefSeq, a predicted model, not a curated record